CCGGGUUCCAGAGCUCAAGGGUUGGUACAGUAGGCUUCACUAGACUUAGCUGCAACUCAGAAUUUCUCCUCCAGCACCUGGUAAAUGCUGAUGGUCUUGUGGAGAGUGGAGUGAGAGUACGAGCUAAGUUCUCAGUCCCAAUUGAGAAGCGGAGGAAAGUUAAACUGUCUCCUUCCAAGUUUAUCCCAGCCACCACCAUCAAGACAGCAAACCAAAGGACAAAGACUUUGAACUGCUGUGUUGCUCUGUGUAGUCCAGUUCACGUGUGGUUUACAGACUUGGUUUGGGUUACUAAUAAGUAAAUAAAAAGCCGGACGCUUCUGUCAUUCGGACAUUUUACUCACCACACAUUACCAGAAUGAGGGCUGUUCUGGAGACAGCAGACAUUGCCAUAGUGGCCCUGUAUUUUAUCCUGGUCAUGUGCAUUGGUUUUUUUGCCAUGUGGAAAUCUAAUAGAAGCACUGUGAGUGGAUACUUCCUGGCCGGGCGCUCUAUGACCUGGGUGGCAAUUGGUGCCUCUCUGUUUGUGAGCAAUAUUGGGAGUGAACACUUCAUUGGGCUGGCAGGAUCUGGAGCAGCAAGUGGAUUUGCAGUGGGCGCGUGGGAGUUCAAUGCCUUACUGCUCCUGCAACUUCUGGGAUGGGUCUUCAUCCCCAUUUACAUCCGGUCAGGGGUAUACACCAUGCCUGAGUACUUGUCCAAGAGAUUCGGUGGCCAUAGGAUUCAGGUCUAUUUUGCAGCCUUGUCUCUGCUUCUCUAUAUCUUCACCAAGCUCUCAGUGGAUCUGUAUUCAGGUGCCCUGUUCAUCCAGGAGUCUUUGGGUUGGAACCUCUAUGUGUCUGUCAUCCUGCUCAUUGGCAUGACUGCUCUGCUGACUGUCACCGGAGGCCUUGUGGCAGUGAUCUACACAGACACUCUGCAGGCUCUGCUCAUGAUCGUUGGGGCACUUACACUUAUGGUAAUUAGCAUGAUGAAGAUCGGAGGGUUUGAGGAAGUUAAGAAAAGGUACAUGUUGGCCUCACCCAAUGUUUCUUCUAUUUUAUUGACACACAACCUUUCCAACACAAAUUCUUGUGACGUCCACCCUAAAGAGGAUGCCCUAAAAAUGUUGCGACAUCCAAAAGAUAAAGAUGUUCCAUGGCCUGGAUUCAUUCUUGGGCAGACCCCAGCCUCAGUGUGGUACUGGUGUGCUGACCAAGUCAUCGUGCAGAGGGUUCUAGCAGCCAAAAACAUUGCUCACGCCAAAGGCUCUACUCUAAUGGCUGGCUUCCUGAAGCUUCUACCAAUGUUUAUCAUAGUUGUACCAGGAAUGAUUUCCAGGAUACUGUUUGCUAAUGACAUAGCUUGCAUCAACCCAGAGCACUGCAUGCAAGUAUGUGGAAGCAGAGCUGGGUGCUCCAAUAUUGCUUAUCCACGCCUAGUGAUGGAGUUGGUCCCUGUGGGCCUCCGGGGCUUGAUGAUGGCAGUGAUGAUUGCAGCUCUGAUGAGUGACUUGGACUCCAUCUUUAACAGUGCCAGUACCAUAUUCACCCUCGAUGUAUACAAACUUAUCCGUAAGAGUGCAAGCUCCCGGGAGCUAAUGAUUGUGGGCAGGAUAUUUGUGGCUUUUAUGGUCGUCAUCAGCAUAGCAUGGGUGCCAAUUAUUGUGGAGAUGCAAGGAGGCCAGAUGUACCUUUACAUCCAGGAGGUGGCAGAUUAUCUGACCCCUCCAGUGGCAGCCCUUUUCCUCCUGGCAAUUUUCUGGAAACGCUGCAAUGAGCAAGGGGCUUUCUAUGGCGGAAUGGCAGGCUUUGUUCUUGGAGCUGUCCGUUUGAUACUGGCUUUUACCUACCGUGCUCCUGAGUGUGACCAGCCUGAUAACAGGCCAGCCUUCAUCAAAGACAUCCACUACAUGUAUGUGGCUACAGCACUGUUUUGGGUCACAGGGCUCAUUGCUGUAAUUGUCAGUCUUCUCACACCACCCCCCACGAAGGACCAGAUCCGUACUACCACCUUUUGGUCCGAGAAGACCCUGGUGACAAAGGAGAGCUGCUCUCAGGAAGACGAGCCGUAUAAAAUGCAAGAGAAGAGUAUUCUGCGAUGCAGUGAGAACAGUGAAGCCAUCAACCAUGCCAUUCCCAAUGGGAAAUCUGAGGACAGCAUGAAGGGGCUGCAACCUGAAGAUGUUAAUCUGCUGGUGACGUGCCGAGAAGAGGCCAACCCAGUGGCUUCUGUGGGCCAUUCAGAGGCAGAAACACCAGUAGAUGCUUAUUCCAAUGGGCAAGCAGCACUCAUGGGUGAGAAAGAGAGAGAGAAGGAAACAGAAAACGGAAGCCGCUAUUGGAAGUUCGUAGACUGGUUUUGUGGCUUUAAAAGUAAAAGCCUCAGCAAGCGGAGUCUCAGAGACUUGAUGGAUGAGGAGGCUGUUUGCUUACAGAUGUUAGAAGAGACUCCGCAAGUCAGAGUGGCACUAAACACUGGACUUGUUGCUGUGUGCUCACUUGGAAUUUUCAUGUUUGUUUAUUUCUCCUUAUGAACUUAAGGAUAUGAUGAGACGCUUAAAAGAAAAUCCUGGUCUUUGAAAACAAAAAUGUUAACCGUUGCAUCUCUCAGGCAUUGUUUACGCUGAAGGUUUUAGCCAAAUUCUACUUAACUUAAAAUCAUCUGUUUGCAAGACUAUUUUCCCAGAGAUGGAUGAAAGUAAAUGUUCAACUUAAAUGAAACAAAGCAGGCUGAAUUGUGGAAAAAAAAAAAAUGUGGUUUUAGAGUUUUCCAUACCAAAGUAAGGAGAGACCAAUUAUUCUCAUAGCGCACUUAGAACAGAAUGUGUGUUAGGACAUCGUGAGUCAAGUGGUUUGUCUGCAUUGCCAGUCUCUGUAGACCUUAAGCUGAAGUAGAUUUGCUCAUUUGUAAGGUUUUUGUCUCUCAUCCCUGCUAUGAUUAACAUGCUGAAUUCGUAGAGACUGUAUGAUUCGUUCCUUCCUGGAAGUCUAAUGUGU
This is a messenger RNA of Acomys russatus (golden spiny mouse), 2978 nucleotides long. RefSeq names its product solute carrier family 5 member 3 (gene Slc5a3). Gene Ontology annotation, molecular function: D-glucose:sodium symporter activity. The transcript has 2 exons. The record is from RefSeq and is a predicted model, not a curated record. NCBI's taxonomy places the organism in Eukaryota, Metazoa, Chordata, Mammalia, Rodentia, Muridae. The coding region runs from base 359 to 2515 and encodes 718 amino acids. Gene Ontology annotation, biological process: inositol metabolic process; myo-inositol transport; transmembrane transport. Gene Ontology annotation, cellular component: plasma membrane.